Messenger RNA from Brassicogethes aeneus, 1420 nucleotides. The record is from the annotation of a GenBank genome assembly. Lineage: Eukaryota; Metazoa; Arthropoda; Insecta; Coleoptera; Nitidulidae.
UGAUUCUAAAUAUUUAUCACCGGAAAGUUUAAUCCGCCGCAAUUCAACAUGAAAAUCCCGGAAUGGAUAUCGAAAGAAUUGUUCGAUAAAAGCCUCAAAAGUUUCUAUAAAGAUGCCUCCAUCGAAAUUUUAAGUUUCACCACAAAAGAUGCUGUACCGGCUGGAGAAAACUACACCAGUGAUUUAUUUAGAACCUCUGUCACCUAUGUUUCUGGAAAAACAGGAAAAAAGGACUGCAUAUCAGUCAUAGUAAAAUGUGGAAAUGAAGAUGGCGGCGUAAAGCAGGACAUCGCGAAAAAACUGAUGAUAUUCGAAAAAGAAGCCGAAAUGUUCACCAAAACCUUCCCGGCUAUCUAUGAUGUUUUGGGAGAGGAUUUUACAUUAUGUUCAAGAUGUCUCUUCGCAACCAUUGAACCACACGCAGUUAUCGUUUUGGAGGAUCUUACGAAAACUGGAUACGAUGUGUUGCCUCGACAUAUUGGAUUCGAUUUGGAGCACUGUUUUAUGGUUGUGGAGAAAAUGGCAAGAAUGCAUGCUGCUUCUGUUAUUAUGUAUGAAAAGGAUCCCUCCAAAGUUAAACAUUAUUCAGAAGGUCUGUAUGGGGAUAACCAAUUAGUAAGAGAUUGGGUCGCGGCUGGAUAUCAAGCUGUAAUAGAUGCAUGCUCAAGAUGGCCAGGUUAUGAAAAAUAUGGCUAUAAACUACAAGCCUUGGGAGAAGAAGCACUGGAGCGUGGCUUCAAAGCUCAAAAACGCAGACUUGGUGGUUUCCACAUCCUAAACCAUGGUGAUUUAUGGGUUAACAACAUGAUGUUUGCAUAUAACCCCGAUGGAAAACUAAAGGACAUGAAAUUUAUUGACUUUCAAAUGAAUAUUUUCACGAGUCCAGCAAUAGAUCUGCACUAUUUUAUCGCCACUAGCACUAAAGUGGAAGUUAAAUGUGAAAGUAUUGAAAUCAUUUUGGAUCAUUAUUAUGCACAAUUGAUAGCUACUUUGGCAAAAUUGCAGUAUUCUUUGGAAAGAGUUCCUACCAGAGAACAAUUCAAAAAGGACUACAACUACAGAGCAUUUUACGGUUUGAUGGGAGCAUCAACAGUUUUGGCAUUCGUGAAAGCCGACGCGAACAGAAAGGACGCUUCAUUCGAAAAUAUAAUCAAAGAUGGAAGCAAGGAAGGAUUCCGUUACCAUGCCUACAACAACGACAGAUACAGGAAACAUAUGGAACACCUACUGCCAUACUACGACAGUUUUGGCAUUUUGGAUUAGAAGCCAAAAUUUGUAGUGGUAUCUACUACCAAAUGUACUUAUUAUGGUGGAAGCCAUUGAGAAAACUUUAGGAACUAAAAUUAAAACAAAAGCAUUUUAGGAUAUGUAGGUCCUUGCAUCGCAAAGGGUUAGAAACUAACCACGGUGAAUGAUUACU